GCUAUAACACGUAAUUUAUCUAUCCAGUUUCCCACAUUAUAUAGAGACAUAGAGGUCUCUGACUAAAUACAGAAGCACACAGAAAAAACAAAAGAAAGAAAGAAAGACGAUGGAGUCGAAGGGUACAUUGGUGGACAUGUUGGACCGUGCCAGUGAGGUAAAAACAUUCGACGAGAUGAAGAUGGGCGUGAAGGGUCUCGUCGAAGCCGGAAUGACAAAAAUCCCUCGCAUAUUCCAUAACCCGCUUGCCUCCGUAACAACCCCUAAACCUCCCUCGACAGUGAGGAUCCCAACUAUCGAUCUCAGAGGUGGCGUGUUCGACUCCGAGGUGACGCGACAGAGUGUGGUUGCGAAGGUUAAAGAGGCGAUGGAGAAGUUUGGUUUUUUUCAGGCAAUUAACCAUGGGAUUCCACUCCAUGUCAUGGAGGAAAUGGAAGCUGGGAUUCGUGGGUUUCACGGGCAAGAUCCAGAAGCGAGGAAAAUGUUCUACAGCCGAGACAAAACUAAAAAGGUCAAGUAUAACAGUAAUGUUGAUCUCUAUGACUCUCCGGCUGCGAGUUGGAGAGAUACCUUAAGUCUUUUCUUAGCUCCUGAUGUUCCAAAGGCAGAGGACUUGCCAGAGAUUUGUGGGGAGAUCAUACUGGAGUACUCACAGGGAGUGAUGAAGCUUGCCGAGUUAAUCUUUGAGCUUUUAUCAGAAUCCUUAGGGUUGAGUCGUAACCACCUCAAAGAACUGGAUUGCGCAAAGGGUUUAUUGAUGCUCUGUCAUUGCUACCCGCCCUGUCCUGAGCCAGACUUAACACUCGGCGCCACUCAGCACACAGACAGAUCUUUCGUCACUAUUCUUCUUCAAGACCACAUUGGAGGACUUCAAGUUCUCCAUGAUGGAUACUGGAUCGAUGUUCCUCCUACUCCGGGUGCUCUUAUCCUUAACACUGGAGAUCUCCUACAGCUUAUAACAAAUGACAAGUUUGUAAGUGUGGAGCAUAGAGUUUUAGCAAAUGGACGUGACGAGCCGCGCACUUCGGUCGCGUCUUUCUUUGUGCAUCCUUCAUCAAGUUCGAGAGUUUAUGGACCCAUUAAAGAGCUUCUGUCUGAACAAAACCCUCCCAAGUACAGAGACACCACCGCGGAAGCCUCCAACCACUACGUGCCUAGAAAAGGAGUUGGGAAUGCUUCGCUAAGCCACUUAAGGAUCUGAAAAAUGCUAAAAUUAAAAAUCUCGUAUGUAAUCCUAAGAGCAACUCCGUUACAGGUGUUUCUCGAAUAAAGUUUUAAACUAAAUAAUAUUGUAUCAGUAACCUUAAUAUUUUAAUAUGAAUAUUUUAAUAUAAUCCCUUUAAAUUA
This is a messenger RNA of Brassica rapa (field mustard), 1347 nucleotides long. It is a transcript of the gene GSL-OH, whose product is annotated as probable 2-oxoacid dependent dioxygenase. The record is from RefSeq and is a predicted model, not a curated record. NCBI's taxonomy places the organism in Eukaryota, Viridiplantae, Streptophyta, Magnoliopsida, Brassicales, Brassicaceae.